Molecule: messenger RNA, 2744 nt
Organism: Pseudophryne corroboree (corroboree frog)
Lineage: Eukaryota; Metazoa; Chordata; Amphibia; Anura; Myobatrachidae
Gene: CD28
Product: CD28 molecule
Exons: 4
Coding region: 226-861 (211 amino acids)
Biological process (GO): T cell costimulation; T cell receptor signaling pathway; T cell activation
Cellular component (GO): external side of plasma membrane
Source: RefSeq, a predicted model, not a curated record
GACAGAGGCGGAGGCAGGUAUAGGAAACAAUGAGGGAACCACAUCUUAAAGUCACAUUGGGGUCUGAAAGUAAGGGUGAAACAUGCUUCCUGCCGUCGCCCGUUGUCCUUCUGCACAAAUGAUGAAUAAAUGAAGACUUGAGUCCGUUUGAAUAAAGUGUAGAUUUGGACUCUUUCCAGAAUUUUCACAGGCAUUUUGCGUUACAUCCUUCUGCUUAAUGCAGCCAUGGCUCAGUGGAUGAUCCUGUCUGUAGGUCUCAUCAUGCUCAUUGAAUGCAUAGGGGCUUCGCCAGGGAAAACCCGACUCCUGCGCUUUGCGCACAACAGCAUCAACUUAACGUUUUACCGCAAUUUUAACUACACAAACAAGGAAUUCAAGGUGUCCUUGAUUAGAGGGAUCAAUAAAACAGGGAUUGUCUGUAAAGGAUCCUUCAACGAAUCCCAGAUUCCCUUUGAGUACAAUAACUGCACAGUGAUUCCUGCAGCGAACAACGUCACUUUCAACCUGUGGGGCCUGAAUGAGAACAGCACGGACAUUUACUUCUUCCGCAGAGAGGUGAUGUAUCCCCCUCCGUACACCUCUGAAGAUGAAGGGACGGUCAUUCAAAAAGAAUAUCCUGUAUGCAAAACAGCAGAGAGAGAAGAGAUUCCGAAGACUUUUCCGCUGAGCCUGUGGGUGGCGCUGGGAGUCUGCGGACUGUACAUCAUCAUUAUCACUACAGCGUUUCUAUAUAUAUUGAGAAAAGGAAGAAGAAUGAGAAUCCAACAGAGUGAAUAUAUCAAUGUUGUUCCCCGACGGCCAAAGAACCAUAAGCCUUAUGUACCCUAUGCUAUGACUCCUGUCCAUUCCCGUACUCGCUGACUGCUACCUGCGGAGCCCACCCACGCCAUCUGCAUGCAGCGUACAGACUCCCGUCCACUCCCGUACUCACUGACUGCUACCUGCGGAGGCCGCCUACACCAUCUGCAUGCAGCGUACAGACUCCCGUCCACUCCCAUACUGACUGCUACCUGCGGAGCCCACCUACACCAUCUGCAUGCAGCGUACAGACUCCCGUCCACUCCCGUACUCGCUGACUGCUACCUGCGGAGCCCACCUACGCCUUCUGCAUGCAGGGUACAGACUCCCGUCCACUCCCGUACUAGCUGACUGCUACCUGCGGAGCCCACCUACGCCUUCUGCAUGCAGGGUACAGACUCCAGUCCACUCCCGUAUUCACUGACUGCUACCUGCGGAGCCCACCUACGCCAUCUGCAUGCAGGGUACAGACUCCCGUCCACUCCCGUACUGACUGACUGCUACCUGCGGAGCCUACCUACGCCUUCUGCAUGCAGGGUACAGACUCCAGUCCACUCCCGUAUUCACUGACUGCUACCUGCGGAGCCUACCUACGCCAUCUUCAUGCAGGGUACAGACUCCCGUCCACUCCCGUACUCACUGACUGCUACCUGCGGAGCCCACCUACACCGUCUGCAUGCAGGGUACAGACUCCAGUCCACUCCCAUACUCGCUGACUGCUACCUGCGGAGCCCACCUACGCCGUCUGCAUGCAGGGUACAGACUCCCGUCCACUCCCGUACUCACUGACUGCUACCUGCGGAGCCUACCUACGCCUUCUGCAUGCAGGGUACAGACUCCAGUCCACUCCCGUAUUCACUGACUGCUACCUGCGGAGCCCACCUACGCCAUCUGCAUGCAGGGUACAGACUCCCGUCCACUCCCAUACUGACUGCUACCUGCGGAGCCCACCUACACCAUCUGCAUGCAGCGUACAGACUCCCGUCCACUCCAGUACUCACUGACUGCUACCUGCGGAGCCCACCUACACCAUCUGCAUGCAGCGUACAGACUCCCGUCCACUCCAGUACUCGCUGACUGCUACCUGCGGAGCCCACCUACACCAUCUGCAUGCAGCGUACAGACUCCCGUCCACUCCCGUACUCACUGACUGCUACCUGCGGAGCCCACCUACGCCAUCUACAUGCAGCGUACAGACUCCCGUCCACUCCCGUACUAGCUGACUGCUACCUGCGGAGCCCACCUACGCCUUCUGCAUGCAGGGUACAGACUCCAGUCCACUCCCAUACUGACUGCUACCUGCGGAGCCCACCUACACCAUCUGCAUGCAGCGUACAGACUCCAGUCCACUCCCGUAUUCACUGACUGCUACCUGCGGAGCCCACCUACGCCAUCUGCAUGCAGGGUACAGACUCCCGUCCACUCCCAUACUGACUGCUACCUGCGGAGCCCACCUACACCAUCUGCAUGCAGCGUACAGACUCCCGUCCACUCCCGUACUCGCUGACUGCUACCUGCGGAGCCUACCUACGCCAUCUUCAUGCAGGGUACAGACUCCCGUCCACUCCCGUACUCACUGACUGCUACCUGCGGAGCCUACCUACGCCUUCUGCAUGCAGGGUACAGACUCCAGUCCACUCCUGUAUUCACUGACUGCUACCUGCGGAGCCUACCUACGCCAUCUUCAUGCAGGGUACAGACUCCCGUCCACUCCCGUACUCACUGACUGCUGCCUGCGGAGCCCACCUACGCCGUCUGCAUGCAGGGUACAGACUCCCGUCCACUCCCGUACUAGCUGACUGCUACCUGCGGAGCCCACCUACGCCGUCUGCAUGCAGGGUACAGACUCCCGUCCACUCCCGUACUCACUGACUGCUGCCUGCGGAGCCCACCUACGCCAUCUGCAUGCAGGGUACAGACUCCCGUCCACUCCCGUACUCACUGAC